Molecule: messenger RNA, 1665 nt
Organism: Trichoderma virens Gv29-8
Lineage: Eukaryota; Fungi; Ascomycota; Sordariomycetes; Hypocreales; Hypocreaceae
Exons: 3
Coding region: 1-1611 (536 amino acids)
Source: RefSeq, a predicted model, not a curated record
AUGUUCUCAUUAUGGACAGCUUUCAUAUUUAUGUCUCUUGCACCCUGGGCUGCAGCUGAAGACUGUGUUCCUGGUCCAGUAUCUCUCUCCCUUACCAAUACCACUUUGUCAACUGGCAAACUCCAGCGUGGAAUAUCUUUAAAGGUCGGGACUCCACAGCAACAAUUUACUUUCCUACCAAAAUGGGAUAAUAACAAUACAUUUUUAUAUGGUCCCAACUGCGAUUCUCUGAAUCUCGUGAAGACUAACGACGCUUGCAUUACGUUCCGAGGCGGUAUAUAUGGAAACAAGUCAGACUCAAGGGGUACGCUUGCCUCAUCUAUUAAGCCUCCUCCGGACUUGUGGAGUUCAACAACAUACGACAUAUUCACGGACAAUGUGAAUCUAAACAUCAACAAAAGUCUGCAAGCGUUUCCCUUAGCAAGUCCAAAAGAUAUUAAAAGUUGGGACACGCAAGGUUACGAUCCUCAGAACAUCAUCGGAUUAGGAUCUGGGUCGACCAUCAUAGACGCCUGCCGCAAAGCGGGAACCAUCGCUUCAGACUCUAUCGGCUUUUUCUGGGGAUUGGACGGCGUUCUUGAUAAGGAUCAAUCGAAAGGCUCCUUUGUCCUGGGAGGAUAUGACAGAGCCAAGACCUUUGGCGACGGCUAUACACUGCCACUUUCAGACCGUUCCGAUUGCCCGACAGGGAUGAUCGUAUCUAUUGCUGAUAUUGUCCUUAACUUUGUUAAUGGAACAGAUACCUCUCUAUUUCCAGAUAGUAAAGGUACUAUUUUGACGGCUUGCCUCAUCCCAGAGCGCCCAAUGCUUAUGGACAUGCCUCGUACCCCCUAUUUUGACAACUUGUUGGAUGCAAUUGGAAACGAGGAAUUUGGUCGAAGUACCGGAGUUGAUUGGUGGAAUGUCAUUCUUAAUCCAUCAAUGUCAAUGUUUACUGGUGACAUAACUUUUACGUUGGAUAAUAAUAUGGACAUUACAAUACCAAACCGCCAACUUGUUGUGCCGGAGCGGUAUAUUGAUGAUAAUGGAAAUUUGGCUAUCAACUCAUCUCUGCCGGUUAUACGCAUUAAUUCCUUGCAGAACACCACGUCACAAGUUCUUCCUAAUCUGGGGCGAUAUUUUCUUACAGGCGCAUACGUUCUGUUCAAUCGGGAUGCCAAGGAAUUUACGCUUUGGCAAGCAAAUCCAACGUCAAGUGAGGAUUUGGUCGCUGUAAAUGAGAAGAACGAAGUUUUUGAGGCAACUCAAAGUUGUGCGAAGGUACCAGCGACAUCACUGCCACCUCCAACAUCAGUGCCAAGCUCAGGGAGCGAUAACGACGGAAAGCCAGAUGGCAGCAAUAGCUCUUCAAAAUCAUCGUCUUCACUCUCCGCCGGGGCAAUUGCAGGUAUCGCUAUCGGCUGCGUAGCAAUUAUUGCUAUUAUCCUCGGCUUUUUGUGGUGGCGUCUAAUAUUGCGUCGAAAAUCCAAGGCAGAAACUCAGAGAUCCAUCUCACAAGAAGAUUGUUUAGCAGGUAACGGUGGUGAUGGUGUAAUGUCUAUAAAACAUUCUCCUUUAAUGCUGCAAGAGAUGCCAUCUGAGUCAAGAGGGGUUGUCGAAUUGCCAACAUAGAUAAACAAACAGUAAUAUUUAAUAAGCAUACAAAAGCCAGAAAUUCUUCCGUUU